Messenger RNA from Culex pipiens pallens (northern house mosquito), 3078 nucleotides. RefSeq names its product transcription elongation factor B polypeptide 3 (gene EloA). The coding region runs from base 444 to 2714 and encodes 756 amino acids. The transcript has 5 exons. The record is from RefSeq and is a predicted model, not a curated record. Gene Ontology annotation, biological process: transcription elongation by RNA polymerase II. NCBI's taxonomy places the organism in Eukaryota, Metazoa, Arthropoda, Insecta, Diptera, Culicidae. Gene Ontology annotation, cellular component: elongin complex; nucleus.
GUCUGUUGGUCUGUCUGUCGUCGGUUUCCGCGAGAGUUCAAGUUGCAGCAGCUGGUUUGGUGAGCGGAGGAGAUAGGUCAAAGAAAUUUCAAAAGGUAAAGAAAUUUCCACCGCGUUCGACGUAAGCAAAUAAUGGCGUAUCGCUACGACGUGUGGAACCGUGAAUAAUUGUUUCGGCUGCUGGUGUUUGCGCGUUUGCUCCAGCUGUGUCCCGGGUGCGGUUGUUGUGCCUGCAGAAGGUGACGUCGACCGUCCGGAUUGACGUUGCAGGUUUCCCCGACGAUUUUCACCUUUCGGCAAGGGAGAGAAAACGAACCACUUUCCGUCGUCGCGAGUGCGUGUGUGUGUGCUGCGGACAAGGUGGUUUUUCUAUUCGUCGUGCGGAAAGCAGCAGGAUUAACUUUGGCCAACCUCGGACGGAACACCUUCCUUCGCCCGUAACAAUGACAUCGAUUGUGGAGAACAUCAAGCACUACCAGAAAUCUAUCGACAGGGCGUUGAACGAUGAGAGCAGGCUGCUGCACUGCAUCGCCAAGCUGUACCGGCUGCCUGUUUCCGUCCAGCACCUGCAGGAGACCGGCAUCGGCCGAACGGUAAACGGGCUGCGCAAGUACGACGGCGAGGUGGGCGUCGCGGCCAAAGCGCUCGUGUCCAAGUGGAAAUCGAUGGUAGCGGCCGAGGAGUCCGAGGACGGGGGCGGAGGUGAGCAGCAGUCCGGGGGGAACAACCAUUACGACCAGCAGCAGGACGAGGACGACGAGGACGAUGAAGACAACUAUGACGAGUCCCGCCUGCAGGUUGACGAGCAGCCCCAGGAGGAAGAGGCUAACGAAGAUUCCGAUCAGGACAUGCACGAAAAUCACGAGUCACCGAGGCAGGAAGCGCGGCGGGAAGAGUAUCAACAGGUAGAGGAGGAAGAAGAGGAGGAGGUUGAAUCUGAGGAGGAGUCUGCGAAGGUUAGCAAACACAAGCAGGAGGAACACAGGAAGAGUUCAUCUUCCAAGUCUCGUGAUCGUCACGAGAAAGAGUCUACAAAUCAUCACAGCAGCAGCAGCAGCAAAAGUCACUCGUCGUCGUCCUCGUCGAAGAAAAGUUCCUCCGAAAGGGAUAAAAAGGACAAACACAAAAGUGGUAGUGAGCGGAAAUCGUCUAGUCAGCAGUCGAGCGGGAAGGAAAGCAGUCACAGUUCGAGCCGGGAAAAGUCGGGCUCGAGUUCUAGCAGCAACAAACAUCACUCUAGUACGAAAGUGUCCUCCGGUAAGGAGGAUUCGAAUGGGUACAAAAAGGAAGAGAGCAAGAAAAGACGUACGGAGGAGCAGGAUGAUUUGAACAAUUCUAAAAAGGUAAAAAAGGAUGAAUCCAGUGAGAAGAGCAACUCCAAAUCAAGCAGUAGAAGUAGCAAAUCCUCAAGUAGCAGCAGCAGUAAAGAUAAGUCGAAGAAGAGCUCGAGUUCGGAGAAGAAACGAGAAUCGUCGUCGAAGGAAAAGUCGCCCCGUUCAGACAAUGAGGAAGAGGCGGAGGAAGAAGAAGGUUUGGAUAGCUCGGCGGGAGCUAGCUUUGCCGAUGCCCUGGCAAUGAUAGGAAUGCCUUCUUCGUCGUCGUCGUCCAAGAAGAAGAGUUCCAGUGAUAAGCCCAAAAAAUCCUCGAGCAGCAGUAUGCCUCCACCGGCAGCCAAAGCAAGAUCUGAAAAGUCAUCCUCACGCUCAUCGAGCAGCAGCAGCAAAAGUUCCCGCCAUAAGGGAUCGAGCUCGCCGCAAAGCACGGCCAGCAGCAGCGGCUACAGCAGCAGUUCUUCGUCGUCCACCGUGGCCGCUACUGCACCCGCCUCCCUGCUGGAUCGCAACGUGGCGCUCGACCCGUUGCCUGAAGCGUCCGAGAUUGUUGAAGCCCUCCCGAUCAUCUCGCCCCACUACAAACCGAUGCCGCUGAAUCAAACCGUGAUGGGAUGCGUGUUCGGCAGCACCGCCGGCAAACCGCCAAGGUCACACCUGACCGAGGAGGAAGCCCUGGGACACAGCAUGCAGUCGAAGAACCAGCGCACCAAAGUUUACUCCGGCGUCAAGACGUACAACGGCAAGGUGCCAAGUCUGUUUGAUUCGUGCAUCCGGAUGCUGCAGGAAAACAUCGACCUGCUGGAUGUGACCGGUGGGGUGCCGUUCGAUUUGCUCAAGCCGGUGCUGGAUCGGGCCUCGCCGGAGCAGUUGAUGAACCUGGAGCACUACAAUCCCUACCUGAUGGAGGACAGCGACGUGUUGUGGGAGCAGCACUGCAGGAGGCAGUUUCGCACGCAGAAGCGCAAGGAGGAGGAGUGCGAGUCGUGGAGGGAGAUGUACAUGCGCUGCUCCGAGGAACGGGACGCCAAGCUGCGUAGCCUUACGCAAAACAUCAAAAUGUCCCAAGCGGAAAAGGUAGCCCCUGUCCGCAAGACCCAGCUGGCGUACGUGGACAGCGCAGUCAAACCACCUCGCAGCAUCAUCAGCAAACAGGCCCGCUACGGAACGGACCGCACGCCGGUGGUAUCACCGGCGGCACGCGUCGCCGCCCUCAAGAGCGCCUCCUCAAACGUGGCCAAGGCGGGUGACAACCGGCUCAGGGUGGCUCCUGGCGUGAGGGAUACUGCCCAAGCAGUUUUCCAACCGAUGAAGCCGAAAAAGGCUCCCAUGAUGACGAAGGUGAUGAACUCGAUCAAGGGCAUCAAAGGCUUCCGGCGAUAGGCGGCCGAGGUUGACGCGCCGAACCCCAAUUGAAUAUAUAAGUUAAUUUAUUAGUUGCACAUUGAAAUUAUUUAAAUUAUUUUCCUUCCUUAGCUUUGUUAGCCUUUUUUUCUUUUAAUGCCUACAAUUUCACUGUAGUAGAACUCACUUUUAUCGAUUUGAUUGUGGCUGAAUGUAGAAACAGCUAUCUUACCGACUUGUGUUUUAGAAUCCAUUUUUUUUUUGCUUUUGUCCUUUAGUUGUUUAAUUGUAUUUGAACAUUGUAAAUAUUUUUUUGUUAUGCUGUUCUCCACCCCAGUUGGAGUGGAGAUUUCAAUUAUCAAGACUUUUUUUUCUGAAAUAAAGAUUUGUAGUCUGAAAGGUG